AUGGGAGGUGGAAGCUCUGGAGGAAGCGGCGGCAGCUACGGCGGAAGUAGCGGUGGCGGAGGAGGCAGCAUGGGAGGCGGCAGUUAUGCUGGCAGCACCGGUGGUGGAUCUCAACCUCCCCCUCCACCCCCACCACCACCUCCACCACCAGCAUCAGGUGGUUACAGCACCGGAGGCGGCAAUUACGGCGGAAGCGGCGGAAGCUCAGGAGGAGGAAGCAUGGGAGGUGGUGGUAUGGGUGGCGGAAGCUACGGAGGCGGUUCUCAGCCUUCUGGAGGAUACUCACAAGGUUCAGCACCAAUGCCCCAACCACCUGCGCCUGGCCCAGCACCAGUGCCACAACCAAUGCCACCACCACCUCCACCUAGUGGAGGAGGAUACUCUGGCGCCUCUCCUCCAUCUGGUGGCGGUUACUCGCAGUCUGGAGGUGGCUACCAGCAACGUCUCAGUGCAGCAAAAUUCAUGCGCCAUCGGGUUGUUUUGCGGAAGUCAGCUAAGGCAUAG
Cylicocyclus nassatus is the source of this 504-nucleotide messenger RNA. NCBI's taxonomy places the organism in Eukaryota, Metazoa, Nematoda, Chromadorea, Rhabditida, Strongylidae. The record is from the annotation of a GenBank genome assembly.